AUGCUUACACGUCUUGUUCGCGAUCAUAACCAAAAGCAACAAAAUAUUCGGCGUAACAAUGAGCAAUUACGCAAAGAAGUUAUCCAGUCCGUAUCUGAAGUAUCAGAUGCGUUAAGUGAAUCUUUGAAUGAAAGAGUUGCAUCAGUAUUCAAAACACAACGAGAGAUAGAGUCAGAAAUACGUAAAUUGUCCGUACAGACGAGCAAACACACAAAACAGGCGAAACAAUGGAUAACUUUGAUGGAUGGACUGAGUGCUGCAUUGAAGGAAAUAGGUGAUGUACAAAAUUGGGCGGAGGUAAUUGAACAAGAUAUGCGUGACAUUGCGAUGACAUUAGAAUAUGUGCAUAGAGGUACAAUGGAUGGAGAAUCAGUUGAUGUCACUGACACUAAUACGCAUACAUUGACGUCCGCGUCUACAUCUAUUCCUCUUCCUCCUUCAUCACAUACCACAUCACCUGGAUCUUUAAAUGAAACCAGUAGUACUGCCACUUCUACCGUUGAUCAAAACAUUAUCGAAAAAAAAUCUUUAUAG
Messenger RNA from Ambispora leptoticha, 534 nucleotides. The record is from the annotation of a GenBank genome assembly. NCBI's taxonomy places the organism in Eukaryota, Fungi, Glomeromycota, Glomeromycetes, Archaeosporales, Ambisporaceae.